Molecule: messenger RNA, 821 nt
Organism: Bufo bufo (common toad)
Lineage: Eukaryota; Metazoa; Chordata; Amphibia; Anura; Bufonidae
Gene: IFT25
Product: heat shock protein family B (small) member 11
Exons: 5
Coding region: 124-543 (139 amino acids)
Biological process (GO): intraciliary transport
Cellular component (GO): cilium; intraciliary transport particle B; centrosome
Source: RefSeq, a predicted model, not a curated record
CAUUUCCGGGUUAUGUGACAUCAUUUCCGGAAGAAAGAAAGGUCCUCUGGUUUCUUAGUAACGGCAUAGCAACUAGACGGCGAGCCUGAAAAGCGGAGUUGUCUCUUGUCUGGCGCUGGUGCCAUGACCCGGGCGGGUAACCUGUGCCUGAGCUCGGCCGGAGCGCAGGUGUCUCUGGCCACUUCCAGCGAUGACAGACACCCGGCCGAGCACAUCAUUGACGGAAAUCCAGAGACGUUUUGGACAACGACAGGAACGUUCCCUCAGGAAUUCAUUAUCAGUAUGAAUGGCUUACAGAAGAUUGGAAAAAUCCUCAUUGACAGUUCAUUAAUACGAAGCUUAAAAAUCUACACCAGCGCAUCCAAAGAACCAACAAAUUUUGAGACGUGCGUGGAAAGAGACCUUGAACAUGUGGAAGAACAGUUCCAGACAGAGGAGAUCGCUAUUCCUGGGGUUCAGGCGAUUCAUUUGCGUUUUGUGAUCCUCUCUGGAUACGAUCAAUUUGUCGCAGUGCGCAGUGUAUCUGCAGAGAGUAUGAUAUAGACUGUGGGCGACCAUCAAGCUAAAGGACUAACCCAGGAACAUGAUUCUUACUUACCUUUGGAAGACCUGGCUACUGAUUCUGAAAUAAGAGGAAGACGUGAAAUGUAUGGAACGACUUUUUUUUUGCCAACAUAUGUUCAUUACUUUUCUACAAGAAAUAAAUACUUCUAUUUUGUGUUUGAAUAAUUUGAUUUAAUAAAAUACCGUAUUUUUCGCUCUAUAAGACGCACCUGCCCUAGGUUUUAGGAAAGGAACAUUAGAAAAAAUAUAUUUUUCAU